AUGGAAGGCGGCUUCACCGGGGGUGAGGAAUACCAGAGGAACUUCCUGCCAGGGGACUACCUGGCCACCUACUACAAAUUCGAUGGCGGCUCCUCACCAGAGUCAGAGAUGCUCAAGUUCAACAUGGAGUGUCUGCAUCAGACCUUUGGCCCUGGGGGCCUCCAAGGAGACACACUGAUCGACAUCGGCACGGGCCCGACCAUCUACCAAGUUCUCUCUGCCUGUGAGUCCUUCAGAGACAUCACUCUGUCUGACUUCACUGACCGCAACCGGGAGGAGCUGGACAAGUGGCUGAAGAAGAAGCCGGGGGCCUAUGACUGGACGCCGGCCCUGAAGCUCGCCUGCGAGCUGGAAGGGGACAGUGGCCGGUGGCAGGAGAAGGCAGAGAAGCUGCGUGCCGUGGUGAAGCGGGUGCUGAAGUGCGAUGCCAACCUGAGCAACCCCCUGGCACCCGUGACAUUGCCCCCGGCUGACUGCGUGCUCACCCUGCUGGCCAUGGAGUGCGCCUGCUGCAGCCUGGAUGCCUAUCGCGCCGCACUGUGCAACCUGGCCUCGCUGCUCAAGCCGGGUGGCCACCUGGUGACCACUGUCACGCUUGAGCUGUCGUCCUACAUGGUGGGCAAGCGCAAGUUCUCCUGCGUGUUCCUGAGGAAGGAGGAGGUGGAGCAGGCUGUGCUGGACGCUGGCUUUGACAUCGAGAGGCUCCUGCAUAGUGCCAGGAGCUACUCGGCCAGCACUGCUCCCAACAAGGGCCUGUGUUUCAUCGUGGCCCGCAAGAGGUCCGGGCCCUGAGGCCACCCCUGGCUGCCAGCUGGAACUGCUGGACCUCCUCCCUAGGGGCUGACAUCCUGGCCUUUGGCUCCAGAGCUCGCAGCAUAGCUGGCUUUAGACUCUCAGAUUGGAAUGUUCCCCCUGCUAACAAGCUGUGCUUAGAUGCCGUCUGACACUGGAUGGUCCGUUGCUCCCAUUGCAAAAGAUACAAAAUUUCUAGAAAGGGGCGUAUCAGAAAACCUUGCACAACUAGCUUUCCCCAAAGAAAGGCCCUGAUUUGCGCCGGUUGACCAUUUCUGAGGCAAGUCAACCAUGGUGAACUUUGAGCUGCUAGCGGUUUGACAACUGACUCCCAGAGCUCAGAAACAUGUUCCACUUGCCUUUCGCAACCCGAUGGGAGUCAGCUUGGCUGUAUUGCUGCCUCCAGGCCAGUGUUGACAGAUGUAAUGCAUGAAAACACAGAGUGGCCCGUUAACUGACGUGUAAGUCAACAGCAUUAAAAGUUUUAGGAUUCGUGUGCCCUCCAAAUUGCAUGGAAUAUGCUUACCCUAUGUCAAUAUUUGCUGUUGGUGUGAAAUGCAAAUCUGACAGGUGUCCUGUGCAAAGGCACCUCAAAAAGUUCAUGGAUAACAGGAAUGAUUUUUAAAAAGAUUUUAUUUAUUUAUUUUUAUUAGAAAGGCAGAUUUACACAAAGAAGGAGAGACAGAGAAAGAUUUUGUGUCCACUAGUUCACUCCCCAAGUGGCCUCAAUGGCCCGGGCAGAGCUGAACUGAAGCCAGGAGCCAGGAGCUUCCGCUGGAUCUCCCUCAUGGGUACAAGGUUUCGGCCUUCCUCUACUGUUUUCCUUGGCCAUAAACAGGGAGCUGGAUGGGAAGUGGGACAGCUAGGACAGGAAUUGGCGCCCAUGUGGGACUCCGGUGCAUACAAGGUGAGGACUUUACCCACUAGGCUACCGCACCAGGCUCAAGGAAUGAGGUUUAUUUCAGUGUAAGAACAUGAGAUUUGUGUAUUGAAGCAGUCUUCACAAAUCUCAUGAGAAGUGUCAGUUAUGAAAAAAAAUCUAAGCCUGGAUUUAACACUGCUUGGCAUCAUAAUAAAGACUUCUAAUUCAGUUUGG
Molecule: messenger RNA, 1888 nt
Organism: Ochotona curzoniae (black-lipped pika)
Lineage: Eukaryota; Metazoa; Chordata; Mammalia; Lagomorpha; Ochotonidae
Gene: INMT
Product: indolethylamine N-methyltransferase
Exons: 3
Coding region: 1-792 (263 amino acids)
Cellular component (GO): cytosol
Molecular function (GO): N-methyltransferase activity; amine N-methyltransferase activity
Source: RefSeq, a predicted model, not a curated record